Molecule: messenger RNA, 2480 nt
Organism: Closterium sp. NIES-67
Lineage: Eukaryota; Viridiplantae; Streptophyta; Zygnematophyceae; Desmidiales; Closteriaceae
Source: the annotation of a GenBank genome assembly
UUUCUCAGGCGCCUAAAUCUAAGAAGAACUCUAGGGCAUGUUCUGCAUUGAUUGUUGCCCUCUCAAAGGCUUCGCUUCCACCAUUCUCUUGCUCUGCGCAUGUUUCCAUCCCCCUUGCUUGCCUUCCCUUUUCUUCCCUUUCUGUUUCCGAUUCUUCUUGACUCUUGCCUGAACCAUGGCAUUCAUGCUGCAUCAACCCAUGCACCAUCAACCCAUGCACCAUCAACCCAUGCACCAUCAACCCAUGCACCAUCAACCCAUGCAACAUCAACCCAUGCAACAUCAACACAUGCAACAUCAACCCAUGCACCAUCAACCCAUGCAACAUCAACCCAUGCAACAUCAACCCAUGCAACAUCAACCCAUGCAACAUCAACCCAUGCAACAUCAACCCAUGCAACAUCAACCCAUGCAACGUCAACCCAUGCAACAUCAACCCAUGCAACAUCAACCCAUGCAACAUCAACCCAUGCAACAUCAACCCAUGCAACAUCAACCCGUGCAACAUCAACCCAUGCAACAUCAACCCAUGCACCAUCAACCCAUGCAACAUCAACCCAUGCAACAUCAACCCAUGCAACAUCAACCCAUGCACCAUCAACCCAUGCAACAUCAACCCAUGCAACAUCAACCCAUGCAACAUCAACCCAUGCAACAUCAACCCAUGCAACAUCAACCCAUGCACCAUCAACCCAUGCAACAUCAACCCAUGCACCAUCAACCCAUGCACCAUCAACCCAUGCACCAUCAACUCAUGCACCAUCAACCCAUGCACAAUCAACCCAUGCAACAUCAACCCAUGCACCAUCAACCCAUGCACCAUCAACCGAUGCACCAUCAACCCAUGCAACAUCAACCCAUGCACCAUCAACCCAUGCAACAUCAACCCAUGCACCAUCAACCCAUGCACCAUCAACCCAUGCAACAUCAACCCAUGCAACAUCAACCCAUGCAACAUCAACCCAUGCAACAUCAACCCAUGCAACUCAACCCAUGCAACAUCAACCCAUGCAACAUCAACCCAUGCAACAUCAACCCAUGCAACAUCAACCCAUGCAACAUCAACCCGUGCAACAUCAACCAUGCAACAUCAACCCAUGCACCAUCAACCCAUGCAACAUCAACCCAUGCAACAUCAACCCAUGCAACAUCAACCCAUGCAACAUCAACCCAUGCAACAUCAACCCAUGCACCAUCAACCCAUGCAACAUCAACCCAUGCACCAUCAACCCAUGCACCAUCAACCCAUGCAACAUCAACCCAUGCACCAUCAACCCAUGCAACAUCAACCCAUGCACCAUCAACCCAUGCAACAUCAACCCAUGCACCAUCAACCCAUGCACCAUCAACCCAUGCAACAUCAACCCAUGCAACAUCAACCCAUGCAACAUCAACCCAUGCAACAUCAACCCGUGCAACAUCAACCCAUGCACCAUCAACCCAUGCAACAUCAACCCAUGCACCAUCAACCCAUGCACCAUCAACCCAUGCAACAUCAACCCAUGCAACAUCAACCCAUGCAACAUCAACCCAUGCAACAUCAACCCAUGCAACAUCAACCCAUGCACCAUCAACCCAUGCAACAUCAACCCACCAUCAACCCAUGCACCAUCAACCCAUGCACCAUCAACUCAUGCACCAUCAACCCAUGCACAAUCAACCCAUGCAACAUCAACCCAUGCACCAUCAACCCAUGCACCAUCAACCCAUCCACCAUCAACCCAUGCAACAUCAACCCAUGCAACAUCAACCCAUGCACCAUCAACCCAUGCACCAUCAACCCAUGCAACAUCAACCCAUGCACCAUCAACCCAUGCACCAUCAACCCAUGCACCAUCAACCCAUGCAACAUCAACGCGUGCAACAUCAACGCAUGCAACAUCAACCCAUGCAACAUCAACCCAUGUACCAUCAACCCAUGCAACAUCAACCCAUGCAACAUCAACCCAUGCAACAUCAACCCAUGCAACAUCAACCCAUGCAACAUCAACCCAUGCAACAUCAACCCAUGCACCAUCAACCCAUGCAACAUCAACCCAUGCACCACCAACCCAUGGUGCAACUGCAUCAACCUGUGCAACAUCGACCAACCAUGCACUCUGCACCAAUCCAACAUCAGGACGGCAUGGUGCGGCAUGCAGUGGAGGAGGGCAUCGACCACCUCCUGGCAUUGAGGGAGACUGAUCCGGAGAGAGAUCUGCUUAGUCGCAUGAGCUCCAAGAUACAGCGGUUAUGGCCAGAGUUUUUGCGAAUUUGACGAGUGUUGAUGGGUAUGCAACAUAAUCUUGGCAUUGAAUUGAAUUAUGUAUGUGCAUGUGGGGCGUGUUCAAAUGGUUCAUCUUAAUCUUUGUUUUACAGCUCUUCGUUGAGGAAGAGUUGAUGGAUGGGCUCGCAUAUUUUUUGUCCGUUGCCCUUGUGUGCAUGCAUUAAAUUGAAUGGUUGCUUUAGCUUAUUAAUUGUACAGACUCUAACUAACUUCC